This is a messenger RNA of Paramecium sonneborni, 2670 nucleotides long. The record is from the annotation of a GenBank genome assembly. Lineage: Eukaryota; Ciliophora; Oligohymenophorea; Peniculida; Parameciidae.
AUAAUUACAUUAUUUUUUAAUAUGCAAUAAUAUAUAGAAACAGCUUAGAAAGUCAUUCCUAAAAAUCUAACUACUUAUUUCAAUACAGUUGUAGGAGCUAUUAACAUUUUCUAAACCAUGUCUAAUAAAUUUUAUCCUGAAUAUUUGGAAGUGUAAAAUGCAAAAAAUUUUUAAAUUGAUGAUCCAACUGUUUAUUCAUCUAUUUAUUAAGGGGAUCCUCAAUUAGAAAACAAUAAAAGAAAAUCUCUUAUUUUAAAGUAUGAGUUUUUAUUUAAUAGAUUAUCUUAGAGCAGAACAUUACAAAAUCAUAAAUUAAUUUUUAGAAAAAUAUAAUUUUGAUAAACAAUUCAAUUCAUAAUUGAUUGGGUAACACUUUUUUAAUGAAUAUACGGGAUGUUGCCAAAUUGACUUAUAAAUAAUUAUGACUGAUAUUUCUGGAUUAUUUUAUGAAUAAUCUGGAUUUAUUGAUAAAAUUAAAUGGCUCAACCAAACUAUAGAUGAAGUUUCACUUAUUCUCCUUGAAUACAUUAAAGGAAAAUUUUAGACGGAAUAUAUUUUUGAUGAAUUUAUCAUCUCUUUUGCUGAAAUUUAAAAUUUUAUUUAUAAAAAAGUAAAUAAAAGGGCAAAAUCAACACAAAAAGAUACAUAUAUCAAAUUAAAAUAAAAAUUAAAAUAAUAUUUUAAAGAAUUGCAUGACACUGAUGUUUAACUUCAAAUAAUAUGUGAUUAAAUUAAUUAAAAAAAUGUUCAACUCUUGGAUACAAUGACUUUAAUAGAAAACCAUUACUAAAUUCAUAUGAUUUGCUUUUAAGAAUAUAUUGCUCAAAACUAUAAUUUCACUUUAUCAAAUACAAUCAUGUAUAAAAUUAUUAAUAAUUUAGACAUAAAUAUUUUUAAAAACUUAGAAGAAAUUUUGUGUCAAAAGUUUAAGAAAGUUUUGUUCCUUACUUAAAUUUCAAUGAUUAAGAUACUUAUAAUAAGUAUCAAAUGCAAAUAUAAUUUUACUUUUAACAAUUUAUUUAGAAUCAAGAAUUUUCUUAAGGUAUUACAAUUCCAGAAAUAAAUACUAACUUAUAGUAUUUAAUAUACUCUAUUGAUUGGAUAUAAUCUAGUGUUGAAGCUGAUUAAGCUCUGGUAUUUUUGGAAAUAUUAUCCUAAUUUAACAUUAAUAUAAGUUAAUCUGUUAGCCAAAUCUUUUCUAAAUAAUAGUUCUCUGUCAAUGUUCUUGUAAAUUUUAAAUAACAUAACAAGUAAAGAUGUCUAAAAGCUCAACAAUGGUGGAACCAAUAAAUAGAUGAAGAAACUAACUUAUUAGUGAUUUGUUAAAUCUAUAUAAUUUUUGCAGGAUUAAAAUUUUAAAAUGGCAAAUUAAUCUUUGGAGAUUAUGAACCUGCUAAAAGAAAUGCUUUAUUCUUAAUACUUAGAUAACUUAAUAACGGAAAAUAUCAGUAUUUUAAUAAUAUUUUAAUGAAAUUAUGUGAAUAAGUAACCCAUAAUAUUUAAUUUUAAAUUUUAAAUUAAAUGAAAAAUAGAUUGUAAAACAAAUAAUAAGAUUAAUAAGAUAAUUCUAUGUAAUAACCUUUUUCCAUUGAAUUAGCUGGUACAAAAGUUUCAGUUUUAUUAUUCGGUUUGGGUUUAAAUUAAUCUUAAAUUAAUUUAGAAUUUUACAAAAAAAACGAAAAUUUACUCAUGAUCAUUACUCCAGAGAAUGGAAAUACAAUGAAUUAAAUAAAGGAUGUUUAAUUUGCAUCAUUUUAGAAAAAUUUUGAUGAAAUAAAGUUAAAAAUAAUUGAAAAUUAGAAGAAAAAGAAGAAUGCAAAUAAUAUUCCCUUAACAGUGAUGCCACCAAGUUAAAUGUACUUUUAAUUACUUUCAAAUAAAGAUCAUAAUUCUAAUGUCAUAACUUUAUGUAUUUCAGGAUUUUUAAGUGGAGAUAAUGAUAAAUUAUAUUAAUGGGGUGAUUUAUUGCAUUCCUGUUCAGGCACAGUUUUGGGCUUGCAUUGGAAUUGUAGUGAAACUAAGUAAUUUGUUACAACAGUAGCUGAGAAUUUGAUACCACAAUUAUUUAGUAAGAUAAAUAUUUUUGGAGUCGCUAUAACUGCUGUUGGGUUAUUAGCAUAAAAUCCUUAUGAGAAAGCACAUAAGGAAGCUGAGAGGGUUGGAAAGUACUUAGCAUAUUUAAUUGCUGAUUAUUAGUUAUUUGGAAAUAGAUAAAUUAAUUUAAUUUGUCAUUCAUUAGGAAGUAUAAUCGUUUUGGAGUGCAUAAAAGAAUUAGAUAAACUAUAUGAAAAUUAGAAAAAAUAAUUUAUUAAUGAAGUAUUGAUAAUGGGAGGGGUUGCUGAUGUUUAUAAAUUAUAAAAAAGAAGAUGGAAUGCAGUUGCAGGAAGAAUUUAUAAUAUAUAUUCAAAAAAAGAUCAGAUAUUGAAUUUUGUAUUAACAGCAGCAAAAGUCUUUGAUUCUCCUUGUGGUAUAUAUUUUAAAUUUAAAAUAUAUAGGAUUAAAGCCAAUUUAUUUAGGAUAUAAGUAAGUCAUAAAUUGUGAUUUUACUUAAAUUGUUAAUGGUCAUUCUGAUUAUUGGAAUAGGAUGAUUAGAAUAUUAAUGUAAUCUGAUUUCAACAAUGACUUUAAGUUCAUGACUAGGUCAAUAAAGGAAAUUUUUUGAAUAUUAUU